Molecule: messenger RNA, 1275 nt
Organism: Venturia canescens
Lineage: Eukaryota; Metazoa; Arthropoda; Insecta; Hymenoptera; Ichneumonidae
Exons: 3
Coding region: 1-1275 (424 amino acids)
Biological process (GO): DNA replication
Molecular function (GO): DNA-directed DNA polymerase activity; DNA binding; nucleotide binding
Source: RefSeq, a predicted model, not a curated record
AUGGUAAAAACAGAUUUAGAGACGAGCGCUUUUGUGAGUGAUCACGCUCUGGUUCGAGCGGAGCCUCUCAAUCCGCGCGAUGCUUUUUUCGGUGGUCGCACGGAAAACAUGGUCACUCUGUACGAUGUGAAAGACGGGGAGCAGAUACGAUAUGUUGACGUUUGCUCUUUGUACCCAUACAUCUGCAAGUACAGUAAAUAUCCGGUGGGCCAUCGAACGGUAUGCGUCGGCGACGAGUGCAGGGCGUUGACAGGUCCCGAAAAUAAUAUCAGUCUUUCCCGCGUCGAGGGCCUUGUUAAAUGUACAUUGCUUCCACCGCCAAAUCUUUAUCAUCGGGUGCUGCCGGUGCGAAUGCAUCAGCGCCUGUUAUUCGGGUUAUGUCGUAGCUGCUGCGAAACAAUGAACCAGGACGCGUGUCCUCAUGAAGACCCCGCGGAGCGUGUAUUUAGCGGUACUUGGGUGGUGGAUGAAUUGCGAAAAGCUAUUGCGUGCGGGUAUAAAAUAUUAACCGUGAGCGAGAUUUGGCAGUAUGAGAUAACGCAGUACAACCGCGAUACACAGGAGGGGGGCCUUUUCACCGGGUACAUAAACACUUUUCUUAAAAUCAAACAAGAGGCUAGCGGUUGGCCCGAGGGUUAUGCAGGUGACGAGGCUGCCCAAGAGCGUUAUAUAACUUCUUUUAAGACAGCCGAAGGGGUUCAGCUGGAGCGGGAAAUAGUGUCGACACGCGAAAAACUUAUGGAGUUGCUAAACAGCCCCGAGCACGAGAUCACUGGUAUGCUACCUGUUAACAACCAGGUGCUGUAUGUUAAUUAUACGAAAACCGAUGAUGCUGUAAUACCGUCUAAUAUAGCAAAUACUGUCAUAGCUGCAUACACCACAGCCCAAGCCCGUUUAAAACUUUACACCUAUCUCGAACCGCUGGGUAAGCGUGCUCUGUACUGCGACACCGAUUCCGUUAUUUAUGUCACGAGAAAAGAGCCUGGAGAGUAUGAACCGCCAACGGGUCAAUUGCUAGGGGAUUUAACCGACGAGCUAAGCUCUUACGGCGAGGGCAGUUACAUUAAGUCUUUCAUCUCAGGCGGCCCUAAAUUUUAUUCUUUCAUAGUUAAUACACCGAGCGGCGCGGAAAGCGAGGUUUGCAAGUUUGAUUCAAUACGUCGUACGCCGUUCCACCAGGUUGUCACACGACCCGAAAAGAAAUCGUGCAUGCCUCUGAGCGUCAAGCGAAGACGUGAUGGCGAAUACGGUUCGCUCCCUUACGGCUACAAAUAA